AUGGGUGACCUGGCGCCGGCAGCGAGUAGUGGUGGCGGCGGGGUGAAAUUGGAGCGGAAGAUCAACCUCUUCUCCGGAUGUGCCAUCAUCAUCGGCGUGAUCGUCGGUUCUGGGAUUUUUGUCAGUCCGAAAGGUGUUCUGCUGGAAGCCGGUAGUUCGGGGCUAUCGCUGACAGUAUGGCUGGUUUCCGGAAUUUUUUCGAUGAUCGGCGCGCUUUGUUAUGCCGAACUGGGGACGUCGAUCCCGAAAAGUGGCGGUGACUAUGCGUACAUUCACGAGGCGUUCGGUGGGCUUCCCUCCUUCCUGUUCCUCUGGAUGGCCCUCGUGAUCAUCAACCCAACCUCGAUUGCCAUUAUUGCACUGACAUUCGGCAACUAUUCGCUGAAGCCCUUCUUCCCGACGUGCGAUGUCCCAGAAGAAGCCGUCAGAUUGUUGGCAGCCUGUGUCAUUGCUUUCCUCACCUUUAUCAAUUGCUAUUCGGUCUCGGUGGCCACACGCGCUAAUGAUGUGUUCACCGUGACUAAAGUGACCGCCCUGAUCACGAUCAUCGCAGCAGGAGUGUUCUGGUUGAUCGUAGGUCACACCGAAUAUUUCGAAUGGACCGAGCUAACCGAGGGUACGAAGACGUCACCCUCAAACCUGGCGCUCGCCUUCUACUCGGGCGUCUUUUCGUUUUCCGGAUGGAGCUACCUAAACUUUGUCACCGAAGAACUGCAAGAACCAUUCAAAAAUCUUCCACGAGCCAUCUACAUCUCAAUCCCGGCGGUCACGAUCAUCUACACCCUCGUCAACGUCGCUUAUUUCGCUGUGCUCUCUGUCGACGAGGUGCUUGAAUCCAACGCUGUGGCCGUCACCUUUGCAGAGCACAUCUGGAAGCCGCUCGGCUUGGUGAUGCCCUUUUUCGUGGCUUGUUCCUGCAUUGGAGGUAUGAACGGACUUCUCUUCACCGGAAGCCGGAUGUUCUUCGCGGGGGCUCGUGAUGGGCUGCUACCAGAAAUCUUUGCCAUGAUCAACCUGAAGCACGUGACCCCGAUGCCAUCGUUGAUCUUCCUAGGAGCACUUGCAAUCGGGAUGUUGUACUCGGGGAACGUGUUCGCUCUGAUCAACUAUCUCUCAUUCGCCGAGUCGCUCGUUGUGUUCGCGUCCGUGGCCGCGUUGUUGUGGAUGAGGUGGUCGAGACCGGAUAUGGAACGUCCAAUCAAGUUCAACAUCAUGCUGCCGAUCUCCUUCUUCAUUAUGUGCCUAUUCUUGCUGAUCUUUCCUUUCUUCUCCGAGCCAGCCGAGCUGUUCGUUGCUGUGGGACUUAUCCUAUCCGGAGUUCCCGUCUAUUUCCUGCUCGUCGUGCUCAACAAGCGGAUACCCCGCUUCCUCUACCGACCAUGGGUCUGGUUCACCCAUCUCAUCCAGCGUCUCUUCUAUUGUGUCCCCGAGACGCCAAAAGAAGAA
Molecule: messenger RNA, 1446 nt
Organism: Mesorhabditis spiculigera
Lineage: Eukaryota; Metazoa; Nematoda; Chromadorea; Rhabditida; Rhabditidae
Source: the annotation of a GenBank genome assembly